ACUUCGACGUUACAUCCUCCGGAUUUAUAAAAUUCACUAUGUAGUCCACUGUUUAUUGUACUAGGCAUCGCACAAUAUUUAAGAGUAAUUCAAAACUUAAAACGUCAUUUCCUACGACGUAGGGCGCCAUCUACCUCCCGCGACAAGAACUGUCAUUCAUUGUUUUUGUGCGGGCAUCGCAACAGCUUUCGCUUUGAAAAAUUAUAAAAAUUUGAAAAUAUAGUGAGUGAAAUGGGAAAACGUAAACACAAGGAUAAGGAUUCGUAUUAUAGAAGAAAGUACAGGCGCCUACAGGAUCGGAUUCGAAGAGGAGAAUACUCAAGUGAUGAAAUAAAUCAAGAUGAAUACGGAUCGACAACUUCGAGGUCUGGGUCCCCAAUAUCGGGUGAUGAACGAAUUUAUUUGUCCGAGGUUGAAAACUCGGACCCCCAACAAACAACUUUGCGGUCAGUAAUACAGGCGGCUCCGACGACCGCGCCCGACAACAGGCACCCUCCUGGCGAUGACGGCAACGUCGCAUCUACAUCGGCGGAGCCACAGCCGGGACCAAGUGGACUGUCAUCGAACAGCAACAGGCCGGCCUUGUCUGGAGAUAUAUUGGAGGCAUUGGGUGACCCAAAGGCCAAGGGUGAGGUUUUCGGACCAAAAAUUUUAGAUGAGAUAUCUGAACGAUGGGGGCGUGUAUUAGUAGACGGCCUUACAAAGGAACAAAAGGUUGACAUUCAGGAGAAAAACCUUGUCCCUGAAAAUUUCAAGCUAGCUAAAGCACCUUUGUUAAAUCAGGAAGUCAUAGGGGUACUGGGAGAAUCGGUAAAAAAUCGUGACAAAUUAUUAGAAAAAUCGCAGAAUCACCUCGGUCUAGGCAUUGCCUCUCUUGCAAGUUUUACUUCAUCGCUCAUAGAAAAUGACUUGGGCAAAAUAGAUAUUAUAAAAAAGAUAUCUGACAUUACUCAGAUAUUCCUCGACUUACAUAAUGAGAACACCAAAACUAGAAGGAAGUUGGUAAUGUCAUCGUUGGAUAAAAAUUUCAACACCAGUAUAACUGAUGUAAAAAGGGACAAAUAUCUUUUUGGUGAUAAUUUGUGGGAGAAGAUCAGAGCUGUUAAGACAGCUGAGAGAUCGGGUCAUCACAUACGACGAUCUGAUAAUAUGAACCAAAGAAGAUACCCGUCACAACAGGGAAACUGGCGCGGCCCGCCCCGACAAUACAAUCAACGGCUACCCAAACAGGGUGGGCAGAGGAGGCAACAGUACCAGCCGUACCGGAGAGCACCAGCCCCGUCCGCGCUGCCGAACGAGUGCGCGCCUUACCCGAGCCGGAGCGCCCCGCCGCCGCCGCCGCCGCCGCCGCCGCCGGGCAGGCCGCCGCGCAGACCCCACUAGAGGUAAUUCCCCACGCUGGCAGACUACGUUAUUUUUUUAAUAACUGGGAAAAAAUUACAACAGACCCAUCUGUCCUAGACUAUAUUCAAGGUUACACUAUACCUUUCACCAAAUCGGUGGCACAAUUUAAUGAACCAAAAAAUUGUUUAUUCAGUGAGACUGAUUGUAAAGAUUUAGAUUUAGCAAUAAAAAGCCUUCUUGAUUUAGGUGCAAUUAAAAGAUGUUCAUAUAAAUCAGGUCAAUUCAUAUCACCAAUAUUUCUUACACCUAAGAGUGACGGGUCUAAGAGGUUUAUUCUUAAUUUAAAAAGUCUUAACAAAUAUAUUAACGCACCUCAUUUUAAAAUGGAGGAUUUUCGUACAGCUACAAAAUUAGUAACAAAGGAUUGCUACAUGGGAUGUGUAGAUAUUAAAGACGCCUA
Molecule: messenger RNA, 1804 nt
Organism: Plutella xylostella (diamondback moth)
Lineage: Eukaryota; Metazoa; Arthropoda; Insecta; Lepidoptera; Plutellidae
Source: RefSeq, a predicted model, not a curated record